Molecule: messenger RNA, 1458 nt
Organism: Linum tenue
Lineage: Eukaryota; Viridiplantae; Streptophyta; Magnoliopsida; Malpighiales; Linaceae
Source: the annotation of a GenBank genome assembly
AUGGCGGCCACCACCGACAAAUCAAACGAACCGGUGCACGUGCUCGUCUUCCCUUACCCAGCACAAGGCCACUUAAUCCCUCUCCUCGACUUCACCCACCACCUCGCCGUCCGCAGCGCCGGCCGUCUCAAGAUCACCAUCCUCGUCACCCCCAAAAACCUCCCGCUCCUCCAGCCGCUCCUCUCCCGCCACCCUCCCACCGUCAUCCAAUCCCUCACCCUCCCUUUCCCUGCCCACCCUUCCAUCCCUCCCGGCGUCGAGAACACCAAGGACUUCCCGCCGCCCAGCUCCGGCGCCCAGCUCCUCAUGAUGGCCGCCCUCGGCGACCUCCGCUCCCCUCUCCUCACCUGGUUCCGCUCCACCCCUAACCCUCCCUCCGCCAUCAUCUCCGACAUGUUCCUCGGCUGGACCCACCGCCUCGCCGCCGACCUCGGCAUCCCUCGAGUCGUCUUCUCCCCUUCCGCCGCCGUCGCCUUGUCCGUCAUCUACUCCCUCUGGCGAUACAUGCCCAGCCUCCCGGAAAACCCCGAUUCUCCCUUCACCUUCACCAACCUCCCCAAUUCCCCCACUUGGCCCUCCUCCCAGCUCUCCCCGAUGUACCGCUCUUACGUCGCCGGCGACUCUGUUUCCGAAUUCGUCAGGGACGGGUUUCUCGCCGAUAUGGAAAGCUGGGGAGCUGUUUUCAAUUCGUUCCACGGAUUGGAAUCCAGGUAUUUGGACUAUUUGAGGAAGGAAUUGGGGCACGAUCGGGUGUGGGCGGUCGGACCUAUACUCCCUCCUCCCGAUGACGGUAAUCGGGGGAAGGAUCGAGGUGGGGCCAGCUCUGUCUCGGUUGCCGACCUCGAGGCGUGGCUGGACACGUGUCCCGAUGACGGAGUCGUGUACGUCUGCUUCGGGAGCGAGGCCGUGCUGACGGAAGAUCAGACGGCGGCUCUGGCUUUGGGAUUGGAGAGGAGUGGGGUCCGCUUCGUGUGGAGCGUGAAGGGCGGGGGAGGGGGACACGUGGCGAGGGAGUUCGAGGAUCGGGUGGCGGGAAAGGGCGUGGUGAUUCGGGGGUGGGCCCCGCAGGUGACGAUACUGGGUCACCGGGCCGUUGGCGCGUUCCUGACUCACUGCGGGUGGAACUCGGUGCUGGAAGGGAGCGUGGCCGGGGUGCCGAUGCUGACGUGGCCGAUGGGAGCGGACCAGUUCGUCGACGCGACGCUGCUGGUGGAGGAGGUGAAGAUCGGGGUGAGGGUGUGCGAAGGGAAGAGCUCGGUGCCCGACCCGGACGAGCUGGCGCGGCAGCUGGCGGAGCUGAUGGCGGAGGAGGGCCGGGAGGAGAGGAAGCGGGCAAAGGAGCUGAGCCGGGCGGCGGUGGAGGCCGUUGGAGAUGGCGGGAGUUCGGCCGAGGAUUUGGAUUCGCUGGUCAAAGAAUUGGUCAAGCUGACUUCACCAUCAGACGUACAAGUUAGUUAA